ACUGUAAAAUUCACGGAAUUAAUUUUCGCCGUUGCGAGGCAAAACGUCAGUUGAGAAAUAAAUGGCGGAUCGAUUGUAAGUGUAGCGGAAGAAGUGCGUGUCGAAUUUUCCAUAAUUUACGGGCAGUGCAAAAAUAAUAUAUACACAUAUUGUGAAAAAAAAAUAGUUUAAAAUAUCAACACAAUCAUAUAUAAUUAAGCUUCCAGUUUAUAGUAGUUCUGCGUGUUAUAAUACUCGUUAUUGUGCUUCGAUUUAAAAAUAUAGCAAAUUGUUAAAAAAAAAGUGCGUAAUAUACCAGGUAGUUAGUGUCAAACGCUUCUAAAACACAACAAAAAUCCAUACCAGCUGCAUAAACAGUUAUUUUGGUAUACAAAGGUGCGGCUCGCCUGUAAUCUUGGCAACUAGCGCCUUGUGCAAGCAACAGCAUUACUUCAGCGCCUGCAACUCAAAAAGGCAUUCAAUUGUGCAUCUCAGAGACAUAUUAACAUGCAUACAACCACAACAUUGCGGAAAUGUUGUGGCACUUUGAAUAUUGACAAAUGCUGAAACUUCAACAACAACAGCAACAAUAAAAACGCUUGUUUUAAAGCAAAUCCACGAAGCGGCAUUAAAAGCAGCGAUUUCAAGCACACCAUGUCGCUACCAACUUAACUGCGGAGAAUUGUUACACAAAAUACAAUAAAAGCAAAGAAACAAAAAAUUACAACAAAACAGAAGUAUCCAACAAAAAAAUAAAACAAAUCCACCACUAAAAACAAAAACAAUCAGCAAAUCCGCCAAGAAGCAACGCAACAAAAGUUUUCCAGCCCUUCCGAGUCUCAGCGUUUUUCAAGCGUAGUCCGUUUUUUUACGAGACUUUUUACUCAAAACCGCAACACCUUUUAGUGCUUAUUUUAAUUAUUUUAACUCAACACGCGCAAAACAUAGCAAAACCGUUACAACAACCUUUGUAAAAUCGCUCAAGUGUGCUUUGAGUUCGUUUGCGCUUCGUUUUUCUUUUUGUUAUUAGUUUUUUUGGGUGUUUUUAACCAAGCUCUUCGUUUGUUGUGCGCUGCCGAUGUAAUUUUCCCUCGUCGCAGCUAACCCCGAAAGUGUUUCGUUACAUUGUUUUUCGGCCAAACAGCGAUAUCCGGUUUGUGCGUCUAUUGGUGUAAAACUGUAUGACAUUACUUGGGCCUAGCGCCCCUGGUAUGGCCUUUAUGAUGAAAAAGAAAAAGUAUAAGUUCAAUGUUGAGGUACAAUUACAAGAGCUCUCCGAGGUGGCGCUCGUAAAUGAGGUGCUGUUCGCGAAAAUACGUCUACUGGAUGGUGGUUCGUUUCAGGAGUACAGCAGCAGAGAGGAGGUGCGCGAUCAUCGUGUAGUAUGGAAUCGCAACUUCGAGUUUCCCUGCAAAAUGUCCGCCAAUGCAUCCACAGGCGUAUUGGAUCCCUGCUAUUUACGCAUCUCCAUACGCAAAGAGAUGAAGGGCGGACGUAGUUAUUUUAAGUUAGGUUUUAUCGAUAUAAAUCUUGCCGAAUUCGCUGGCGCCGGCCUGACGUCACGACGCUUUCUGCUCGAAGGCUAUGACUCGCGUCAUCGUCUGGACAAUUCCAUGCUGCUGGUAUCCAUCAAAAUGCACAUGCUCAGCGGUGAUAUACUCUUCAAGGCACCCACGCCGAACCUGAAGAGCAAACAGAAACCCUCAACGGAUGACCUGGCUACCGCGUCGACGGGUGUGGGCCUGCAGACGCCCACCGCCACAGCGUUGCCCAGCAUGGGUGGCGGUGUCGGCAGUAGCGGACCCAGCGUGGGCGGCGGAAGUCAAGGCAUACCGGUUAGCGUUGGUGGCGCUACGCUAGGCGGCGGACUCAAUAGCACGACCAGCACGCGUCCCGUCUCCACCGUGCGCGAGGAUGAUUUGGACCCUCAAGUAGUGAUCGCUUCGAUUGUGACGGACUCCGGCUUGUCGGAAUCUUCCGAAUCGGCUACUACACUCACCACAGAAGCGUUGCUGUUGCAGCAACAACAACAGUUUAUCGCUUAUCCACCGCAAAAUACGUUAGGCUCAACGACAACAACAACAACCACAGUCGUGACAUUGACGAAUGCACAACAAAUGCAGCCAUACGCUGGCAUUGGCAGCAGCACCAGCGGUGGCGGCGCGGCGUCCACUAUGGGCAUAGUCGGUAGCAACAAUUGCGGCACGACCAGCGCGAAUGUGAUGGGCGGCGGCGGCCUGGGUGGCACUACCGGCACGUCGUCGAUUAUGGAAAUGGGCCACUCGCGUAAUUCCAGCAACACUAGUCAAAUGUCGAAGGGUUCGGGUUAUAGCAGUUUUUCGCACAGUCAACAUUCGAGGCAAAGUUCUGAAGGCGAUUCGGGGCAUGCAAGAUUCAGCAAAUCCGUUUCUCUACUUAAUAGACUCAAUCAGAAAACCGCCAACGCCAUGAAGCUAAAUAUACCAGCGUUGAAUCAUCAACAACAGCCAACGGAAACUAUCUGCGAGUAUGAAUGCGAAGAGUUGCUCUUUCAAACGCCGAACUCAACCAUGCGCGAUGAGGAGUUCCGCACGCCACUCAACGAAAUGCCACCCUCAACCAAUAGCUCUCUAUCGAUUUACGGUGAAAAGUUUGUGCUUAGCACACCCUCGCCCACGUAUCGCAGCGUGGCGAGCAACAGCCGCAGCGGAUCGCGCGCCUCACAGAUUUACGAAAGCGGCAGCGCCAGCGGUGUUAGUGGCAGUGGCAGCGGCAGCGGUGAAUCGGGCUCGGAGGAGACCGCAGACGACUCGGGUUUGGAUGAGAAUUUCCAUACGCCGCGCGUGGCCAAAAUCAAAUCGAUGGAGAAUCUCUCCAUCAUCGAAAUGGAGUUUCAUCGCGCMUCACAGGAGUUGGAUCGCAAUUCGCCGCGUCGCCUGAAGUUGCUGGCCGAAAAUGGCGGUCAUAUACACAAAAUGCGUUCGCUUAGCAAUUUGCGUUUCGAUGAUUAUAGCGAAGAGCAGAUCCGCGAGGAAUUGUUGCGCAUACGYGAACGCGCGYUGGARGAGAAGCAUCGCUUCAAUUUGCAGCAGCGCAAAAAUUCCACCUCAUCCACGAAUUCGGGCAAGUUGUUUGUGAAGAACAAAGUGGGUAAUGCCAAGUUUAUUGGCAACGAUGAYAGCCCACUGCCACAGCAGCCAAACAACCAGCAACCGCCCUUGUUUCUGCAGCGUGGCUCACACUAUCCCAUACAGAAGAUGCGUUCGAUGGGCACCAUACCGGAUUUGGUGACGGAACGCAUCGAACCGGAUCCGUUUCUCACGCCGACUUCGGGUCGCAAGCCGAAUUUCCCGCUGGUCACACAGUCGGCGGAGAAACCCUCACCGCCAUCGUUCGUUGCRCGCAUACUUAACUAYGAUGUCGUGGACUCACCGUCCACGAAUAGCCAUAAUCAGCAGCAGCAACCACAACACCACACACACGGCUCCCUAACCGAGCUCUAUACACAGGAUCGUGUGAGCAAGUUGUUGUCGAAUGAUCCGAGCACUGCGUUGUCGUUUAUGUCGCGUACGCCGUUCGAGCGCGCCUAUCGUCGCACGUUGCUGAAGAGUUCGACGCCGUUGCGUCAGGCGCACGGCUAUACACAGUACACUACGUUGGAGCAGCAGGAACUGCAGCAGGGGCCGCUUCUGGCRCGUCCGCAUUCGACGAACGCCGCCUACGAGUUAAUGAGGAACCCCAGUUCCGGUUCGUUAGUCAUAAGUGAAACAGGAUCUCUGGAUCGCAUGAAGAAUGCGGCGGAGAAGCGCAAGAAGGGACCGCUGGAUGAUGGGCCACGCGUGUCGGAUCGCGUCGAGGAGACGCGCGUCAAUCCCAAUUCGCUAAUCGAUGAAAUACUGAAGGAUACCAAAUUGGAUCAGUUAGCCGAAUCGGCGGAGACAUCCGGCCUGCAGCUGUAUAUAGCACGCGACGGCACCGCCUCGUUGGGCAGCCACGAGGUGAAAGCGCGCGUGCCGACCGGCGCCUUCAAGCAGGUCGUCAUGAAGAAUCCAAGAUAGUAGCGUAAAUUGUAAGACUCGUAAGUCGGAAGCAAGAAGACUACAAACUAUACACUAACUACUACAACAACAACAUGCGUAUACUAUAUGUACAUGCAGACAUGCCCGCACAUGCACAAGCAAAGCAGUGUGGCAUGCCGCCGUGGAAGCGAAGUGCAACAGAGGAAUUUCAUAACCCAACCAACAAAAGCAGUAAUAGCAACAACAGCACUAACUACAACAACAACAACUACUGCUACAAACUGCGGAAACCGUAUAUAUACAUACACAUACAUAUAUAUAAUAAAUAAUUGAAAAUAAAAUGCAAAACUAAUAAUAAAUAUAAAAUUAUUUAUAGCAUAAAUAAAUACAUACAUACAUAAUAUAUAAAAGUGCUAAAGCUAAAGAAAAAUUGUAACUGUAACGAAAAUGUAAGCCAGCAAAACCAGCAAAACAAACAGCAAGUGUAUGCGCAAGCAAGUUGUCAGCCGAAGUACUAGCAAACUAACCAACAACAAAAAGGCAAAAAUUAAGCAUAAAACAUACAUACAUACAACACGUCUACUAACCACAUACAAGCAUAACAAAUUUCAUACGUAUAUCCACUAACAACAUGUAAAUCCUAGAAAUCAUUAAUCCAUCAGCCAACUCCAACAAAAACAUCACCCAACUCAAGCCAUUAUCACUAAGCUAAAAAGCAAAGUUAGCAAAUACAAACAACAACAAUGUGUAAAAGUAUAAAUUUCAAGYGUGUAACGGUAUUAAGGAAGCCUUGGCGCUCAAAAAUAAGAGCCAGGCGCGUCCGGUUUUAGAAAUUUUGCAAGUAACUUGCAUACACACAUACAACAUAACCUCAAAACUCGCAAAUCGGCUGCAUUUCUAAGUCAGCAAACGAGCACAUUAGACAAAACUAAACUUUCGGCAACGAUCAUAAGUGUGAGUAAUUUGUAUUGGCUUGUUUUAAAAAAUAGUAAACUCAUUGAUUAUGAUAUGGGCAAGGAAAGAGGUCAGAAACAUUUACGUAAAGUGCAUAUGAUAGGCAGGCGUAAUAAAUAGUAGCCGCAAAGCAUAUUUGAAAAUGAUUUUGCAUUUUAUUUCAAAAAAAUCGRAAGCUUUUAAGCCUAAUUUGAACAUUUGGCGACAUAAAUUUCAAAAGCUUUUGGAAAUUAUGACUUUGACCACUAAAAAUAGUAAAAGUAACGUGAAACGACUUCAGAGCUUUAAAUAAGCUUUUGUAAAACAACAAUAUCACCAAUAUUUAGAAAUUUUAAAUUAAAAACAGCUUUCUUACAAAAAAAAAAAAAAAAAAAAA
This is a messenger RNA of Bactrocera latifrons, 5307 nucleotides long. Its product is annotated as protein FAM102B. The coding region runs from base 1161 to 4016 and encodes 951 amino acids. The transcript is spliced from 11 exons. The record is from RefSeq and is a predicted model, not a curated record. NCBI's taxonomy places the organism in Eukaryota, Metazoa, Arthropoda, Insecta, Diptera, Tephritidae.